AUGGUGGACCCUCACCCCCUCACCCUUGUGGCACGUGUGGUGGAGUUCAUCACGGACCUGCAGAGCGUGACGGUGCUGGAAGGCGACACGGCCAAGUUCACGUGCGUGGUGACGCCGGAGGACGUGCGGCUGGCGUGGCGGGUGAACGACGCAGAGGUCGGGCCCGAUGAUGACCAGUACCUGGCCUCCCACAACGGCCUGUGCCACACCCUGCUGGUCCGAGCCUGCCGGGCCGGAGAGGGGGCCAAAGUGGAGGCGGAGGCCGAGGGAGUCGUCUCCAGCGCCAACCUCCGCGUGCAAGAGGCCCAGCAGCUGUUCACCAGGAAGAUGUCCAGCCUGGAGGUGGAGGAGCUACAGGAGGCCAGGUUCCAGGUGGAGGUGAGCUGUGAGACAGCGGAGGUGCGGUGGAUGCGGCAGGGAGUGGUGGUGCAGGCCACGGAACGGCUGCUCCUGCAGCGGGACGGCAGGACGCGGGCGCUGACCAUCGCCGCGGCAACCGCCGCUGACCGGGGCACCUACCGCUGCGAGACGCUGCACGACUGGACCCAGGCCAAGCUGAGCGUGGAGCCCCGGCGGGUCACCCUGAGGAAAGCGCUGGUGGACGUGGAUGCGGUGGAGCAGGAGGCCGCCUCCUUCCAGGUGGAGUUGUCCCACCCGGACGUGGAGGGCCAGUGGAUUAAGGACGGGGUCCGGGUCAAGCCGUGCCCCAGCCGGAGGGUCAGUGUGGCGGGGACAGUCCACGGCCUCACCCUCUCCCCGCUCACCCUGGACGACACGGGGACCAUCGCCUUCCAGACUGACGGCAUCCGCUGCUCCGCACGGCUCACGAACGACUGGGAGCUCAGGCCGGGCCAGAGCGUGCGGAUCUACUCCUUGGGGAAGAAGCGGGUAGUGCAGCUGGGAAGGUGCGGGCUGGAAGAAUCAGGAACGUAUACCUGCGACGUCGGUGACAGCAAGACCAGCGCCAAGCUGGAGGUUUACGAGCGGGAGAUCGUCAUCACGAAGCCGCUGGAGGACGUGGAGGUGCGGGAGAACGGUAACGCCGUCUUCGUCUGCGAAGUCUCGCACGAGGGGGUGAAGAGCGAGUGGUGGAAGAACGGAGAGAAAGUCAAGUCGAACAACUGCGUCAAGACGAGACAGGAGGGGAACAAGCACUUUCUCCUGAUCUGUGGGGCGCGGCCUGAGGACGCCGGGCAGAUCCGCUUCACGGCCAAGGACGUUGAGUGCACGGCUAACCUCAACGUUGAUGAGUUGCCGAUUAAGAUCGUGAAGCCACUGCGGGACAAGACAGCUCUGGAGAAGCACAAGGUGAUCCUGGAGUGCAAGGUGUCCAAGCCCAGGGCUCAGGUGCGAUGGUUCCGGGGCGGGCAGGAGCUGGAAGACGGUGACAAGUACCAGAUCAGCAGCGAGGACUGCUAUCGCAAGCUGGUCAUCCACGGCAUCACCCUCCAGGAUGAAGACACCUACACCUGCGAUGCCUUCGACGACAGCUCCUCGGCCAGGGUCCUGGUGGAAGAACAAGCCAUCCUGGUGGUGAGGGAGCUGCAGGACGUGGAGGUGACUGCCCCGGGCGAGGCCCAGCUGGAGUGCGAGCUGUCGGUGCAGGUGAUGAGAUCGCCACAGUGGAGCCUGAACGGGCAGCUCCUGACCCGCGGCCCGGGGGUGAGGAUGGAGACUGCGGGCACUGUCCAGCGCCUGGUCCUGACCGACACCUCGCCGGCCAUGAGCGGCCUGGUCAAGCUCACCGCCGGUAAAGCCAGGACCAGCGCCCAGCUCACCGUCAAAGCUGAGUAGACGGAGCAGAAUGAAGAGAGAUGCACACCACUUGGGAAGGUUCGCACACACCGACAACAGGUCAUCUGCAGACCCCCCCCCGGACUGACCCCCACCCACUACCCUCGGUGUGUGGGUUAGGCAUCUCGUUGUUGGCCCAAACAGACCA
This is a messenger RNA of Leucoraja erinaceus (little skate), 1942 nucleotides long. RefSeq names its product obscurin-like protein 1. NCBI's taxonomy places the organism in Eukaryota, Metazoa, Chordata, Chondrichthyes, Rajiformes, Rajidae. The record is from RefSeq and is a predicted model, not a curated record. Bases 1 to 1794 code for a protein of 597 amino acids. The transcript has 10 exons.